AUGGCAGAUAUCGAACUCCCCCCACCUUCUCGCCCAGAUUUCUCCUCACUACCAAUCGAGCUCAUACGAUUUGUGAUCCUUUAUAUGGACUUGUCCUCCAUCAAGUCCGCCCGUUUGACUUGCCGAUUUCUCUGCACCCUCAGUACACCCUACCUCAUCCUUCCCAAAUUCUACGGUUUCGCACAUCGUCCUGAUUUCAAUCGCAUCCUCCAACUUUGCCGUCACCCAACCUUUGCACCAUGCAUCCAAUCUAUCGAACUCAACCUUGGCGAGAUCAAUGAAUAUCACGCAAGGCACAAUACAUACUUCUUACAAUAUACUCGCCAUGCAGAAACUCGUGUCGAAGCGGCCGAAGAAGCUUGGCUUCGAUAUUCUAGCCUCAAACCCUUGAGAGAGGAAUAUACCCCCUGGAUGUGUGAUCCAGAUAUAUUGUCUGAAGUCUUUCGUUCCCUACCUAAUUUAUCUGCACUGUCCAUAUCUAUGACAACUUUUCCUCUACCUGAUGAACCGGAGCUUGCUUUACUAGCAUCAAUCUGGAAGAUUCCUUCUACGAGAUUGCUCCGCCGAGAGUUAACCAAGGAGCGUUUUACAAUCAUCCUCUUCUCACUGCUCCGUAACAUUGGAGAUCUGACAUUCAGAAGCCUGUCCCAUGAUUCCUUACCAUUUGAGUUUUUCGGGCAGAACAAGGCACUUUUCGGAUCUAUGACACCAAUUUUUCACAAUCUUACAGAUCUACGCUUAGUUUUAGAUUAUAACGAUAUGCCCAGUGAAUCAGACACUUUGCAAGCACUUGAGAAUCUUGCCGCAUGUAUCAGGGCUGCUACGAAUUUGCAAAAUUUGGAACUAUGCAUUCAGUCCAAGCGGAAGCUUGAUGUUACACCACUUCUUGAGCGCCUCCUACCAAUCUCUGAUGGAUCGAAAUCUCCUUUCCCCCUUCAAAGACUCCAUGUAGAAGGUGGGGCAUGUAAAUUCGCUCCUCUCCAAAGAUUUCUUAUAUCAUUGGUUCCUACUCUCCAAGUAUUAGAGAUUGGAGGGGAAGGACGUCAUUGGCCAAAUCAACUUUCCAAUGGAGGUAUACAUUUAUUGGAUGGGACAUUUCGAGAUUUGUUUAAAAAUGUGGAGGAAGCCCACGGAAAGUCAUUGACAAAAUUCGUUGUUAGAGGAGAUUUGGCUGAGGUGGAGGCUGGAGGGCUUUGGUUUCUCAAUAGGGAAGUUAGAUGGCGUGGGGUUAUUGAUUGA
Messenger RNA from Sclerotinia sclerotiorum 1980 UF-70, 1239 nucleotides. RefSeq lists its product as hypothetical. Gene Ontology annotation, molecular function: protein binding. The coding region runs from base 1 to 1239 and encodes 412 amino acids. Lineage: Eukaryota; Fungi; Ascomycota; Leotiomycetes; Helotiales; Sclerotiniaceae. The record is from RefSeq and is a predicted model, not a curated record. The transcript has a single exon.